ACCUCCGUUCGAGUUUUGACUGAACUGCACGUUAAUUCCAAUACAGUCACCAGCUCUUUCUCUCUCUACAAAUUUUCUCUCUCUUGUGAUCAGAUUCCUCUUCAAUGGCUCAUCCCGUGCCGGUGUUCAAGAAGGUGGGGAGCGAGGGUGGCUCGUCGGAGAGCGGCGGUUCCGAGAACGGUGGUUCCGACAGGUUCUUAGGUGGGGGUGGCUCCUUUGAGUACUCUGGCUGGGUGUAUCAUCUCGGAGUUAAUUCAAUUGGCCAUGAGUAUUGCCAUCUUCGCUACCUCUGCAUCCGCGGCAAGUACGUCGAAAUGUACAAGCGCGACCCUAAUGAUAAUCCCGGCAUAAAACCCUUACGGAGGGGUGUUAUUGGACACACACUUAUGGUGGAGGAUUUAGGCCGUCGAAAAGUUAAUCAUGGGGAUGUUUAUGUUCUGAGAUUUUACAAUCGGCUGGAUGAAACAAAAAAGGGAGAGAUUGCUUGCCCUACAGCUGGAGAGGCCAAAAAAUGGAUGGAGGCCUUUGAUCAUGCUAAACAACAGGCAGAUUAUGAGCUGUCAAGAGGUGCCAGUGCAAGGAAUAAGCUAAACAUGGAGACUGAAAUUAACCUUGAGGGACAUCGACCUAGAGUGCGGCGCUAUGCACAUGGCUUGAAAAGGCUAAUAAAAAUAGGACAAGGUCCAGAGAAACUUUUGCGCCAGUCUUCAAGCUUGGGUGCCAACAGCAGAUCAGAAUUGUACGCAGAUGGAGGGGAUGCAAUAGAAGCACAUGAAUGGAAAUGUGUCCGGACAAUUAAUGGUGUUCGAAUAUUUGAAGAUGUGGCUGAAGCAAAGAGUGCUAAAGGUGUUCUUGUCAAGGCUGUUGGUGUUGUUGAAGCGAGUGCAGACACUGUCUUUGAGGUGGUGUUAAGUCUUGAUCGACGUCAACGAUAUGAGUGGGAUGCAUUGACAGGUGACCUUGAGUUGGUUGAUUCCUUGGAUGGACACUAUGAUGUAGUUUAUGGAGCAUUUGAUCCAAGACACCUCACUUGGUGGCAGUCUAAGAGAGAUUUUGUCUUUUCCCGGCAAUGGUUUCAUGGGCAAGAUGGAACGUAUACAAUCUUGCAGUUCCCUGCUGUUCAUAAAAACAGGCCCCCAAAAAAUGGAUAUCGACGUACAAAAAUUUACCCUUCUACAUGGGAGAUUAGGAACCUACACACCCAAUCAGGCUCUGCCAGAUGUCUUGUGGCACAAACGCUUGAGGUACACUGCAAGAGCUGGUUUAAAUGGAAGAAGAAUAACUUUUUAGAAUUUGAGAAGACCAUUCCUUUUGGAUUGUUGAGUCAAGUGUCAGGUCUAAAGGAAUAUAUAGGAGCAACUCCAGCACUUACAUUUGAAGCAUCCACUGUUAUAGUUCAUUCAAAAACAUCUGAUGUUUCUAUGCCCAAUGGAGAAUGCGAGGGUGAAGAAGGGGCAGAUCAAUUCUAUGAUGCAAUCACUGUUGAGUCAUCAUCAUCAUCAUCAGAAGAUGAAAGUGAUAAUGAAGUAGAACCCAUUAAAAAGGACAAAAAGGUUAAGCUGAAGAAUGUUUCAUGGGCUAUAGCAAGCUUGGCAUUAAGACGGGAUUCAGUACUAGACAUUGGCAAGGAGUUAAAUCCAAAUGUGUCUCCUCUGAUGCUCAAUCCAAGUGAUUUCCAUGGUACCAUGCAGCAAGGGAAAGAUGAGAAGGAUACUAAUUGUUGGACUUCUCCAGGGGGUUCAGGAUUCAUGAUCAGAGGGAAGACUUACUUAAAAGAUAACACUAAGGUCAAGGGAGGAGAUCCCUUGCUAAAGCUCAUUGCAGUUGACUGGUACACACUUGAGAAUAGCAUCACAAAACUUGCUUUGCAUCCCAGGUGUCUUGUUCAGUCUGAAGCUGGAAAAAAACUGCCUUUCAUCCUUGUCAUUAACCUCAUGGUUCCAGCUAAACCAAAUUAUAGCCUGGUUCUUUAUUAUGCUGCGGACCGGCCUGUGAAUAAGGAUUCAUUGUUGGGUAAAUUCAUUGAUGGUACUGACUUGUACCGCGAUUCAAGAUUCAAAUUGAUUCCAAGCAUUAUUGAGGGAUAUUGGAUGGUCAAACGUGCAGUUGGAACUAAAGCUUGUCUUUUGGGGAAAGCAGUAACAUGCAAGUACCUCCGUCAAGACAAUUUUCUGGAGAUUGACGUGGACAUUGGCUCAUCUUCUGUGGCAAGGAGCAUCAUAGGUCUAGUACUUGGAUAUGUAACGAGCCUUGUUGUUGAUCUUGCUAUUCUAAUAGAGGCAAAAGAAGAGGCAGAACUCCCGGAGUACAUUCUUGGAACUGUUAGGUUAAAUCGCGUGAGGCUCGACUCUGCUGUCCCGUUGGAUGUUUGAGGAUUCGAUUCAUUUUGUGGAUAUACAUUCAUCAUUCAUGUGUGUAUUAAAUGGAGUGGAACAUGCAUUCUUCAAACAACAAUGUGUUGUGUAAUAUGACGAGCUUCCGAAAUUAGACAUAUAGAAGUACUUUUGGCUCUUUAAACUUGAGAAUGUGUUGGGGAAAUGUUUCAUUUUUGUAAUUAAUGUACAAUAUUUUCCCCAAUUAAUUUUGACCAUUUGCUUUGCUUAGUAACUGGACGUUAAAUUGUGUCAUCUUUUUCCCAUGUCUAAGUAAUCUAUCGACGGUUAGACAUUAUUAAUAA
This is a messenger RNA of Ipomoea triloba (trilobed morning glory), 2677 nucleotides long. Its product is annotated as protein ENHANCED DISEASE RESISTANCE 2-like. The coding region runs from base 105 to 2372 and encodes 755 amino acids. The transcript is spliced from 22 exons. Gene Ontology annotation, molecular function: lipid binding. The record is from RefSeq and is a predicted model, not a curated record. NCBI's taxonomy places the organism in Eukaryota, Viridiplantae, Streptophyta, Magnoliopsida, Solanales, Convolvulaceae.